AUGACAAGCUUAAAUACAGCUCCAAUAGUGAAUCCUUCAAUAUCCGUUGAACCGUCUAAGAAACUAACAGAAUAUAUUAGAAACAUAAAAGUUGUAGAAGAUUUACCAAUAGGAUUAAGUACUAUAAUUUUUAAGAAUAAACCUAAACCUUCAUCAAGAUCUUCACCUAAAGUUCACCAUUUGAUUACAGAAGAAGAUGAAAAAUAUAUAAAAUCGCUUAGUACAGCUCCGAUAAGAAAUACUACUGCAGAUUUGCCUUUAACAAAAACCUCUAGCAGUUACAAUAAAUUGCUAUCUUUAGAGGACUUACAUUGGUUGUAUAACUACCUUAAGAUGCAAAAUAAAGAAAAAGAUGAUAAAGUAUAUCUGCAUGAGUUACUAGAAGGUUCUAACAUUAUUUUACCACAGAAUAAAGAAAUACCUAGGAAUGAAGAAUUAGAAAAAAGGUGUAACCAGCUGAAAGCGGAACAAGAAAAUUUGAAAUAUUUCAAAAUGACAAAGAAUGUUGACAGUAAAAGGAAUAUUCAUCCUGAAGACACUAUUGGCUAUCAAUGUUUAAAUUCAAAUAUAGAAUGCAUUGAAGAUGAUACUAUUGUUUCUGGAGGUCCUAUAGCAAGGAUCACUUGUACAAAGUGCAUGAUAAUGUGAAACAGAUGAAUCGUCAUAUGAUUGCAAUCUUCCAGUUCGUCAUGUCGGUAGCAGCAGGCUUUGUAUUUGGCUUUUUUGGAUUGGAGCUCCUUGUGGGAAAUUUAGACUUUGGGUUCAGACUCUUGAUGGGUAUAAUAUGUUCUCUAACAAUAGCUUUAGCAGAGUUAUACUUCUUGGCUAAAAAAUUGAAUGAAGAUUUACAAUUUGAGUCUAUCAGUGAGAAAGAAAACAAGAAAGGGAUAAAAUUGGAUUAGAUCUAGUGUAUAAUUUUAUAGAAAAGCUUAUUUUAAUUGAGGUAAAUCAUGAAAAUAGUAAUUUUUGAUAGUGACACUAUUUAAAAAAAUAAUGUGGAAAUUAAGGUGAUUUUCAAAUUGAGAAACUGUUUACUACUAAUACUAACACUUACGGCUAGAUUAGAUUCUAUGGAAGGCUUGAAGGACCUAAGAAUGUAGUAAUAAACAGUGUAUUCAGUUUGUAAGAUCAAGUAGUGUUUCACUAAGAUGGAAUUUCUCGAAUAGUUGGUGAUUGAUUUUUAUACUAAAAACAGGGUAUCACUACUCUUACACUCACAAUUACACUAUUUAGAGCCGAAUUUGAGAGUAUGGAAAGCUCGAAGGACCAGAAAAUGUAAUUGUAAUCGUUGUUGCUGUAAUGUUCAGUAUAAAUUAUGAAAUUUUUAGCAAACUCAUUUUUUAAAUCUUUUUUUUAUUACAUAUAAAGUUAUAUAUAUAUAUAUAUAUAUAUAUAUAUAUAUAUAUCCCCUGCAUAGAUUACUUCAAUUAUAUUUUUUAAAUUAAUUUUACACAAUAUUCCUACUUGAAUUCAGUAGUUCAAAUGAAGUUUUUUGUAAAAAUGUCCUUGCAAUAUACUGGGAUUUCAAAAAUUGCUGAAAGUAAAAUUAUUUUUCCCUUUACUUCACUAGCCUAUGAGUAAGGUUUUAACUUGGACUAAUUUCACUUUACAUCACUUUUAAGCCUCUUUCUAGAUUAGGGGCUGGAAUUUGAGUAGCUUGCUAUUCCCUACUGAAGCAUCCCAUAAAUCCAUACUGGUUUAACUAUUAUUUUUUCCACUAGCAAAUUAUAUACAUUUUAUCUAAUAAUUAUUCAAUGAAAUUGUUGUGAUUUUAAACAUAUUUGUUUUCUCUUGUUCAAUAUAUGUUUUUUCUCAUUAAUCAUUUGUCCAAAUGUAUUUUCUAUACUGUCUUCUUGAAGUAUUUCAUGGUAAAAAUCACAAGGACAGUUUUCCACUACUUGAGUCACUUUUUUUCUAGGUUGAAACUAUUAAAAAAAAUCAAUCAUUUUGCAAAAUUUUUAUUUAUUUUUUUCGCCAACUAUUAUUUAUUUGAGUAUGCCUUCCGUUGCCGGACCGAACGGUACCGUGUGAACGAACCUUAAACCACCAUUUUAUAAUGCAAUUGAACAUUAAUUUUUGUGUCUAUUAUUUAUUUGCGACCAUUUACAUUAUUAUAACAUUAUAUAUUAUUGUUAUUAGUUUUUGUUUGUUAUACUUUUGUUUUAUGCUUAAAUAAUGAAAAUACAAUAAAAACAAA
This is a messenger RNA of Diorhabda sublineata, 2197 nucleotides long. Its product is annotated as transmembrane protein 199. The transcript is spliced from 3 exons. The coding region runs from base 1 to 648 and encodes 215 amino acids. Lineage: Eukaryota; Metazoa; Arthropoda; Insecta; Coleoptera; Chrysomelidae. The record is from RefSeq and is a predicted model, not a curated record. Gene Ontology annotation, cellular component: endomembrane system. Gene Ontology annotation, biological process: vacuolar proton-transporting V-type ATPase complex assembly.